Molecule: messenger RNA, 1687 nt
Organism: Cicer arietinum (chickpea)
Lineage: Eukaryota; Viridiplantae; Streptophyta; Magnoliopsida; Fabales; Fabaceae
Biological process (GO): defense response
Source: RefSeq, a predicted model, not a curated record
AAUUAAAUAACUCAUUUAAAAAAGUUGUAGAAGUAAAAAAAUAGAAAUCAUAAAGAGAUCGAGAGAGAGACUUUCAUCAAUUUGCCGCUUACGGCGGGGUUAGUGACGGCCAACCACCGUACAUCCCAUAAACGUAACGGCAAAAAUUAAAAAAACAUUAAUUGCGUCAUCAUCAUCAAACAACAUCAAAACGAUGUCGUAUUUAUCAUCAUCAUCACCCUAUCAACUCUUAGAAAUCAGCAUUAUAUCGGCUCAAGAUUUACCCCCUGUUGCAAAGUCCAUCAAAGCCUAUGCAGUCGCAUGGUUACAUCCAGAACGAAAAUUAGCCACACAGAUUGAUCAAGUGGGCCACACCAAUCCUACGUGGAACGAAAAGUUCGUUUUUCGCGUCGACGAUGAAUUUCUCAAUUCCGAAAAUUCCGUUAUUAUGAUCGAUAUUUACAACUCCACGUGGAUCCGUGACGUUUUAAUCGGAACCGUCGGUGUUCUCGUAGGAAACCUUCUCCCGCCGGGAACACGCACCGGUAACCGGAAACCUAAACUCCGUUUCGUUGCAUUACAAAUUCGUAAACCUUCCGGUCGUCCUCAAGGGAUUCUUAACAUCGGCGUUACGGUACUCGAUAGCACGAUGAGAAGCAUGCCGUUGUAUUCUGAACUAAGCACCUCAGCCGUUGGAUAUUCGGAUCUAAUGGAUUCAAACAAGAAGAAAAUUAGUAACGAUAACAACAAUGACAAUUAUUCAACUACGGAUUCGAAGCUAUUAACACUUCAACGUUGCCAGAGCGAGAAAAACGAUUCAACGAUCAAUGAUUACGUCUAUCACGGUGCCGGAAAAAAUGGAUACGUUUACGAGGAAUCGGAAGUGAGCGUGCCGUUACCGAGAAAAGGUGGAAAUAAUGAAGAGUCGCUGUGUUCCGACAUCGGACCGUCGCCGUCGGUUGUGGCGGCGGCGAUAGCAAAGGGAUUGUAUCCGAUACCAGCGCCGCCGAGGACGAUGGAGAGUUCGACUGUAGACGAUUGGUCGGAGAGCAAUUGUUCGGAAGGGAUGAAUACGAAGAUUCAGAGGUGGAGGCAUGAGUUGACGCCGGCGUAUAAUAAGGAAGAGUAUGAUGAGAUAGAGAAGAGAGUGGGGGGGAAAACGCCGGGAAGGCCGGUGAGUAGGAAGGGGAAGUUGUUUUCGUGUUUCGGAACGGCGUUUGGGUGUGAAUUUUCGAUUAGUUGCGGCGGAGGUAAUCAGAAAAAGAAGCGUGAAAUUGGGAAGAGUCAUCGUACUACUUCUGCUUCAGAACUCACUUAUGAUGAAUCAUUCAUUUGAUGAAUGAGGGAAAUUGAAUUAUUAGUUAAAUUAUGAAUUGUGAUGUUGUUGUUUGCUAGUUUUGGUGGAUGUGGUCAUGGAAUAAUGGUGUUGGAGACUUGCUUUGCUCUGUUUUUCUGCUAAAUGUAAUUAAUAUUAUUGAGAUACGUUCGUUAUGCAUGUAUUAAGCAGAAGAAGGGAGGAAGAAAGGAUUGUUCCGUGGAGUAGGAUCCAUGAUAUGCAAGGAAUGUCAUUCUCGAUCGGAGUAGGGCUUGAGAGUAUAUCUCCUCUCAGCCACUUUUUUUUAUUUUUUUAUUUUUUUUAUUUUUACAGUUUAUUCGUUGAGAAAGUGUAUAUUGUCAAUUCAGUGAAAUUAAUGACUUCACCAUCAAA